CAUAGGCAUCAUGAGAUUGCUGCUAGCGUUAGUGUUCGUCCUGGCAGCCCUUGCCCUAACGGAAGCAAGGAAGUGCAACGCGUGUAAUCGCAACGAGUGCGACUGCCAACGGGAGAUCGCCCGGGGUCCCGAUCCUCAGCCGUUUCCGUUUUUUAAGAAGAAAAAAUGUAACGUCACCAAACCGCUGGAGCUAAAACCGAAACCGGACGUGUGCUCGUGCGAACAGGAGUUCCGUAUUCGUCCCUCGGCCUGCGAUCACGUGGAGCCGAAGUUUGCCAAAUCACGAUCCUGCGAGUGUGGCUUCGAAAACCACGAACAACCUGUCCGCAAAUAUCCUGCCGAUCUCAUCAGCCGCCAGCUGGCGAUGGAGUAUGCGAGCAAGAAAAACAUCCCCGAAACGGAUCUGCUCGUGUACGGGCGUCCCGUCAAGCCGCCACCACCACCGAAACAGGAGGCCCUGCGCGAGGAACGCCUGUUCAAAACCAAUCUCCACGUGCUCGAGCUGAAGCCACCGAAGCGGAAGCGCGUGCACUACCGCGUGUACUCGUCGGAAGAAACGGAAGGCGCACCGUGCAAUCCGAAGGAGGAAAGCUACGGUGACAUCUGUUACGGCAAGGUCGAGUUCAAGGAGCCCAAGUUUGAAGUCUUGCGACAAGACGCACCAGUGUGCGACGAGUGUACCGAUGAUCAGAGCACCGAGGAAGAGGUCGACACCACCAGGGAGGAGCAGGAUUCGCCCGAAAAGAAGCCUAAGAAACAUUGCUCCAAGUGUCUGAAGCCGAAGAAGAAGUGCGGCUGUCUGGGCACGUACGACAGCUACGAACGGUACGAUGAUUCGGACGAGUACGAGUAUCCUCUGAACAAGUGCGGACGCUCCGCUCGCUCAUCGGAUGACCCGGAACCAUCUCUGGUGGUCUAG
Molecule: messenger RNA, 919 nt
Organism: Anopheles cruzii
Lineage: Eukaryota; Metazoa; Arthropoda; Insecta; Diptera; Culicidae
Exons: 2
Coding region: 11-919 (302 amino acids)
Source: RefSeq, a predicted model, not a curated record